Molecule: messenger RNA, 671 nt
Organism: Alnus glutinosa
Lineage: Eukaryota; Viridiplantae; Streptophyta; Magnoliopsida; Fagales; Betulaceae
Exons: 2
Coding region: 67-426 (119 amino acids)
Source: RefSeq, a predicted model, not a curated record
UGCUUCUCGUCAUCACGUGGUAAGAUAUAUAUCUUGUGGUGUCUGCUUCUCGUCAUCACGAAUAAUAUGCAUAAAAGCAGGAGGGCUUUGUAUUUUCAGCUUUACAGGAUGAGUUGUUUUCCAGCAAAGGUGAUCAUGGCAACACUAGUAGCACUAUUCCUUCUUGUGGGUGGAAUACAUAUUCCACCAACUUCUGCACCACUUCCUAACGGUGGUCGGAAGAGUUUAUCGCUUGAUGGCGCUAGCUCCACAAAGACAAUACCAAGAUCAGAAGACAGUUCUGAAGGUCUAAACAUUACUAGAAAGAAAAUAGUUUUCUCCCGGAGCCUACGAGGAGGAGGUUCAUUGCCGCCACCUACACCUAUCCGAAGCCGGACACGUAGCUUUUAUCCCAUGCUCGCACCUCCGCCGCCUUAUAUUCUAUGAUAAUCUACGUUUCUGAAUUUGCUCUCUGGAUGUGAUUCCCAAAAGGAAAGUCAUGUUCAAACUUGGUGGCUCACAAACAAGCCAAUUUCCAUCGUUAUGUGUUUUUUUUUUUUUUUUUUUUCCUUUAUCUUUUUGAGGUGCUUGUUAAAAUAUUAACGAGGGAAUUGUAAUUCAUCGAGACGAACUGAACGAAGGGCUCUGAAAAGGAAUGCGCAAAUAUGAUUUGUAAUUGGUAUUUUUAUUAG